Anguilla anguilla (European eel) is the source of this 1712-nucleotide messenger RNA. Its product is annotated as cathepsin K-like. The transcript has 8 exons. Gene Ontology annotation, cellular component: lysosome. Gene Ontology annotation, biological process: immune response. Lineage: Eukaryota; Metazoa; Chordata; Actinopteri; Anguilliformes; Anguillidae. The coding region runs from base 306 to 1304 and encodes 332 amino acids. The record is from RefSeq and is a predicted model, not a curated record. Gene Ontology annotation, molecular function: cysteine-type endopeptidase activity.
AAAGAGAGAGAGAAAGACAGGGAGAGAGAGAAAGGGGGAGAGCGAAAGAGGGACAGACAGGGAAAGAAAAAAGAGAAAGAGGGAGAGAAAGACAUAAAAAUAGUUUUCUCUCAGGAAAUAAAACUUCCUCUUUGAGCUCGUAGAUUGUUGAUCGCGACAUCAAGGAGGGCAGACUUCGGGCCUCAUCUUCUCCCGUUGCUAGGCGACCGCGCGGAGACAGGUGCUCUUUUCGUCGGGACACGGUCCAGUGAGGAGUGUUGGGCGAUCCUGGUCUCACCGUCAGACGCAGCGAAAGUAGCGUUAGAAUGCAUGCCCUGCAGAACUUCUUUCUAUUGGUCCUCGGGAUCAUUAGCCACGCCUCCUCCCAUCUCAACCUGACUCUGAAUGGUCAGUGGAAGGACUGGAAGGACCUUCACAAUAAAGAGUAUGGCAGCCAGGAGGAGGAGGAGCAGCGCAGGUCAGUCUGGGAGAAGAACACGCUGCUGAUCGAGGCCCACAACCUGGAGUAUGAGCAGGGCAUGCACUCCUAUCAGCUGGGCAUGAACCACAUGGGAGACAUGACUGCUGAGGAAGUGGCUGAGAAGAUGACCGGUCUGGUGGUUCCUCAGGCCAGGGAGACCAACAACACCUUCGCUCUCGAUGACAUCCCCACAAAACUGCCCAAUGCCAUCGAUUACCGCAUACUUGGCUUCGUCACGCCGGUCAUAAAUCAGGGCUCCUGCCUUUCCUGUUGGGCCAUCAGCGCCGCGGGGGCUCUGGAGGGUCAGCUAAUGAGGAGCCGGAGGAAGCUGGUGCCCCUCAGCCCCCAGAACCUGGUGGACUGCGUCAGGAGCAACUACGGCUGCAAGGGCGGCUACAUGACCAACGCCUACAAGUACACAAUGAAGAAAGGCAUCAGCUCUGAGAGGAAAUAUCCCUACAUGGGCGUGGAGCAGAAGUGUGCCUAUGACAGAUCAGACAGGGCGGCCCAGAUCUGGGACUUUAUGGAGCUCCCUGCGGGGAACGAGCGGGUCUUGCAGGCAGUCGUGGCCGUGCAUGGGCCCGUUUCCGUGGGGAUCCAAGCCAGAUCCCCUAACUUUACCUUCUACAAGAGCGGUGUUUACUAUGACCCCAAGUGUAGCGGGGAGUACCUGAACCACGCCGUGCUGGUGGUCGGCUACGGCGUCACUCCCACCUGCAAGAAGUUCUGGAUCGUUAAGAACAGCUGGGGGCAAACAUGGGGCGAUGGAGGUUAUAUUUUGAUGGCCCGGAACAGCAGAAACCUCUGUGGAAUCGCCAACCUGGCCAGCAUCCCCAUCAUGUGACCACCAGGGGGUGCAAAGAGGCCGAAAAGUGGAAAUAUAGCUCUAAUCUGAGCAUGACCUGUGUGCCUGUGCCUGUGUGUGUGCAUGUGUGUUUGUAAGUAGUUAUGUGUUGGCGUGUGUGCGCCCUGUGCUCGUGUGUGUGUGUGUGUGUGACACGUUGUGUGGUUAUGUGUGUACAUGUGUAUGUGUUUGUGCGUGUGUGUGUGCGUGUGUGUGUGUUUGGUUAUGUAUGUGUGUCUGUGUGUGCAUUAUGAGGGAAGAUUAUUAAGACUGUCCACAACUCUCUUUCAACUUUCCUCACAUUAGCCAGCUAAUAUAACAGCAUUUUCAUCUUCUGGGGUUCAUUUUUUUGUUUGUUGAUCUUGGAUCAGCGGUUGGGGGUAAAAUAAAAGAGCCUAGUUUAUCCAG